This is a messenger RNA of Lacerta agilis (Sand lizard), 1315 nucleotides long. RefSeq names its product hepatocyte nuclear factor 6-like. Lineage: Eukaryota; Metazoa; Chordata; Lepidosauria; Squamata; Lacertidae. Gene Ontology annotation, biological process: regulation of transcription by RNA polymerase II. Gene Ontology annotation, cellular component: nucleus. Bases 64 to 1314 code for a protein of 416 amino acids. Gene Ontology annotation, molecular function: RNA polymerase II cis-regulatory region sequence-specific DNA binding; DNA-binding transcription factor activity, RNA polymerase II-specific. The transcript has 2 exons. The record is from RefSeq and is a predicted model, not a curated record.
AUUUUAGACCCGGUUUGCCCAACAGAUGGGAAGAUGAUGGCCUAGGGCCAGGGGUCUUGCACCAUGAACGUCCAGCUGAGCUUGGAGAACGGCGGAGACAUGUCCAUUCAGGAGCAGGAGCUGAUGCACAGCGACAGCCGGGCCCUGCACUCGGCCCUGCAGAGGCCGUCCCUGGUGGCCUCCGUCCUGGAGGGCAGCGAGUACCACCGGGCGGAGCAUGCCCUGGCCACCACCUUGCACCCGGGGCUGGGCUUUGGCGGGGAGUCGCCCUCCGCCGGGGCGGGGAACAGCUACACCACUCUGACGCCUCUGCAGCCGCUACACGAGAAGUUCCACCACCACCACCACCACCACCAGUGCCUCCCCAUGGGGAACGUCAUUGGCAGCUUCACCCUCAUGCGGGAAGACCGGGGCCUGGGCGCCGGGGGGAACUUCUACAGCCCCUACCCCAAGGACAUCGGCAUGGGGCAGAGCCUGUCCUCCCUGCCCAGCCCGCAGCUGGGCCCCAUGCACAACUAUGCAGGCCACUCCUCCGGCCCCCUGGGCAACGAGAAGAUGGUGCUGGGCAACAGCUUCGAGGCGCACUCGGCCGCCAUGUUUGGCCGGAUGGAGCAGCACUUCCCCCGGGAGAUGUCCCCCUCCCAGAACUCCACCAUGGCCUCGCCCAGCGCCAUGGGCCAAACCCCCUACGGACACCCCCGGGCGGAGAUGAACGCCCGGCCCAACCCGCCCAUCGCCACCCAGACCACUGUCCUCUCCAGCCAGCUGGAGGAGAUCAACACCAAGGAGGUGGCUCAGAGAAUCAUCGCCGAGCUGAAGCGCUACAGCAUCCCCCAAGCCAUCUUCGCCGAGAGGGUCCUCUGCCGCUCGCAGGGCACCCUCUCCGACCUCCUGAGGAACCCCAAGCCCUGGAGCAAGCUCAAGUCCGGGCGGGAGACCUUCAAGAGGAUGUGGAGGUGGCUGCAGGAGCCCGAGUUCCAGAGGAUGGCAGCUUUAAGGUUAGAAGCCUGCAAAAGGAAAGAGCAAGAUCAAGGCAAAGCCGACCGAAACCACCUCCCUAAGCGACACCGCCUGGUCUUCACGGACAUCCAGCGCCGCACGCUCCAUGCCAUCUUUCACGAGAACCAGCGCCCUUCCAAAGACCUUCAGAUCACCAUCGCCCAGCAGCUGGGCCUGGAGCUGUCCACUGUCAGCAACUUCUUCAUGAACGCCCGGAGGCGCAGCCUGGACAAGUGGAUGGAGGAGGGCCGCUCCCCAUCCUCGGGGGGCCACGCCACCAACCCCUCCUCGGCCGUCACCUGCACCAAAGCGUAAC